Messenger RNA from Pectinophora gossypiella (pink bollworm), 703 nucleotides. RefSeq lists its product as uncharacterized. The transcript is spliced from 5 exons. Lineage: Eukaryota; Metazoa; Arthropoda; Insecta; Lepidoptera; Gelechiidae. Bases 145 to 507 code for a protein of 120 amino acids. The record is from RefSeq and is a predicted model, not a curated record.
GCAAGGGUUUUUCUGAUGUUUUAUCCCCAAUAAACCAAAAAUAAAACCUUGUGAAAACUUGUUACCAUUACAAUCUAUGCUUUUGCACUGAGUAGACGUUUCUGAGAUUUUUAUUAAUAAUAUUUUUAUUGCAAGAUUUUUAAGAUGGGUGUUACGUCACUGUUCGUAUUAGUGGUUGUAACUACUUGCUUUCUUAACUGUCAAGUGAAUUCUGCAAGGGAUGAACACACAUGCACACAAGACUAUGCCAAAAUCAAUAUAGACUUGGCUCAAGACAUAAAAUACAAUAGAAGAGAUGCGUACAGAAAAGGCUGCGAGGAAAGUCGAAAGCUGGUAGAGGAAUGUGCUAAGAAUCACUUCAGUUUGACCAUCUUGAAAAUGGGAUACGAACAAAACUGUUUAAGCGCUGAGGCUCAAAAGUGGUUGAACUCAAGUGGGACGAUGAUGCAAGGAGGCUUGCUGACAGGAAUUCUUACCAUUCUGACCAUAAUUUUAAGAUUCUACUAAACCAACAAGAUAUACAUAAUAAUUGUAGUUAAUAUUUUUUUAUUUUACAAUUUUACGGGUCUUAUAACUGUACCAAAAUAAAUGUCUAAUAUUGAAUUGUCUUAGUUAUUUUUGUUACCAUGUAAGAACUCUUUGUCUACAAUAAAUCAGUACAAAAUAGGUAUAAUUUUUAAUUAAAUAAAUGAUUAAAAUUUUA